Messenger RNA from Cladocopium goreaui, 2745 nucleotides. The record is from the annotation of a GenBank genome assembly. Lineage: Eukaryota; Dinophyceae; Suessiales; Symbiodiniaceae.
CUGGCACUCUGUGCAACUUUUCUUCUCCAUGGAAGCUCAAGCAGCUUGGGCUCCCAUCUUGAAACAGGAGAUCUGGAAGUGCUGAGCGCUUUGGACGCGGUUGAUUCGGAAUGCAAGGUCGACGUUUUCCCCUCUGGAAGCUGUGAAGCUUCAUGGUUGCAACGAAGAGCACAAAAAAGAGGGACUGAAGGGAACAAAGAGACUGAAAAGACUACAGCAGAAGCUCCAGCGGCCUUUGCAAUCGGCACAAACUCGAUACAGCCACACAAAGAUUCGACACAAAACAAUGCCAAGCCUUUGAAAGACGGCGAUGCUCCGGGAAAGGCAGGCGUGGAAACGGCCAUGACACAGACUGCUGCCAAUGCGUCAAGUGAUGCAAGGUUCUGUGAUGGCCACACAGAUGGCACCUGCAAAUAUUUCAGUUGUAGUUCUUGGCGAGGGCCUACACAAUGUGUCCAAAAUCAAUGUCGCUGUCAGCCUGGAUAUUGUGCAAUAGGUGGCAAGUGCGUUCUCAAUGUCCCUGACCAGAAUUUGCUGACAUGUCCACAGCGCACCGGUGGUACGUGCAGUUGGUUUGGAUAUUGCUACCAGUACCGUGGCCCAACUCGCUGUGUUGAUGGUGAGUGCUUGUGCCAGCCAGGUUUUUGCUCUGAUGAUGAUGGCAAGUGCCACAAGAAGAUGCCAGAUGUUCAUGCGGACGUUGUUCCCAUCAACGAUGAAUCCAACAAGUUCCCACCGCGGCAGGAAGAUCUGAAGACCGCAGUUGCCCUUAGUGGCGGCAGUACAAGGGCGAUGGUUGCAGCUAUCGGAGCUCUUCGUGGGAUGGAAGAUCUCAGCCUCAUCAGCCAUGUGGAUUUGUUGGUUUCAGUCUCUGGAGGAACGUGGACUGCUGGUCCCUACAUGUUCUCCCACAUGAGCGAGGAAUCUCUUUUGGGAGCGACUACAGUGCCAUCGCAGCUUUCCUUGCCGGAGCUUACAAAGCGGCCCGGUGCCAUUGGAGAUGCAGCUACUCAUGAUAUCACCGGUUUGCUGAAGCAUGCUUUUUUCAAUCAUGACGAUCCGCACUCGAUUUGGGUAAACACCUUCAACGAGAUACUCUUAAAACCUUUGGCCCUGGGCAACACUAGCAAGUACAUGGCAUCAGACGAGGGGAGCCUGCAACGUAUUCUUCGAAACAACCCGCAUUUACAGAGAGAGGAUUUUGUUGUGCCUCCAAUAGAUCGUCCCAGAGCUUUUGUUAUGCUUGGUGUUUUGCUUGCUCCUCUUGGACAUGAGUCUGAAGACAACACAGUUGUGUCGUUGCAGAUGUCACCAGACUUUUCUGGGUCUCCCUUCUAUUCCGGUGGUCAUGGCCACAUCAACUACGACGAGGAAUCAACCAAUUGGUUUGCGAAAGCAGACAUCCCAGCCGUGAAGCUGGUCGUUGGCGGUGGCAUGGUGGAGACCUUUGCUUUGGGCGGCGAUGCUCCGUAUGAGGGCCAGUCUGGAGGACACGGGGUAAAGAUGCCAUCUCCUUCAGAGCCCUUCAGUUUGGCCAAGGCCAUUGGAGUCAGCAGCGCGGCCUUCACUGCGAUGAUCUCCCAAGCCCUGAACAAAUUUGGUGGCCAGUCCAUGCAGGCACUGAUUCCUGUCACGACAAUGUGGCCAAUCACCUCCAGAAGAGUUCCUGCCCCAAAGGCUGCUGCAAAGUACAAGAUCGGAGACGGAGGACACAUGGACAACUCUGGUUUGUUGCCAAUUCUCCAGCGAAAGGUUCCCCAAGUGGUGAUGUUUGUCAACACAGACGUGCCAAUCAGCCUGAAGUCGGACUUUUGUGGCUCCAAGCGACUGAUUUCUCCUGACCUUCAAGGUGCAGCAGCCUGGUAUUUUGUGGACAAGUUUGGAUUGGCUUCCCACAUUGCAGGGCAGUUUCAGAUGCAUAACCAGGUUUUCCAUUAUGCAGAUCUCCAGCCGAUUCUUUGCGACCUUCAAACCCACAGGCGUGCUGGAAGGCCGGCUGCCUCGCUCAGAAAGCUGGAAGUCUUGAAGAAUAGCUGGUGGGGUAUUGAAGGAGGUUGGAGUGUCCAGCUGCUCGUCAUAUAUUUGGACAAAAGCCAAGUCUUUGAGAACGAGCUUCCAGCAGACACGCAGAAGGAGAUAAAAGCUGGCAAGGACGGAAUGUUCGCCAAUUAUCCGCAUUUCCCUCUAAUGAGUCAGAAUCCGGGGUCUCUGACAUCUUUCACGAGUGCGCAGGUCAACUUGCUGUCUGCUCAAGUGGAGUAUUCGGUUCGGCAGCACGAAGGAUUGCUGAGGGAAGUUCUGCAAGGCAUUCCACACAAUCCAUCUGCACCGGAAAAGAGUGCUGGGUUUGAAGAUUUGAAUCCCAAUGAAAGAAGAGAAGGCUCCUCAGAGCAGGCUGCCAUGGCUGGUUGGGAAGGUGCCCGGUGAGCUCUUCGAGAUUAGUGCCUCAAGCAGGUGCUGCCAGAGGCAAAUAGCUUGGAGACAUUUGGAGACUACGAUUCACUGCCGAUAUUUCGACAGGAGCCAUAGAUGACUUGGGACAAUUUUCAUAUCUUGAGAUUACUUGCUACGAGAUUGCUACAUCAGUUUGGAGCGCUCUAUGCAGCUGCUCCGGUGCAAAGUUUUGCGAUGCAGCUGCGACUUCAUGGCUUCACAAAAUGAAGCUCACAUUUUACAUAUUGGAUUGCGGCUGGUUGUUCUGUACAGAUGGGACUCCGUUUUCUAUUGGAGAAAGACGUGAAAGAA